AUGAUUGCUCAUUCCCCAGCAAAUCAACCAGUAAUUAUUAUCACAAUUAAUUUUCGAUUAGGUGUAUUAGCAGAUAUGUAUUUAAAAGAAUUAUUUGAAGAAAAAUCGGAAUGGCCAACAGCUGGUUAUUAUAUGUACUUAGAUAUGUUAUCUGCAUUACGUUGGAUAAAGAAAAAUAUUCAUGAUUAUAGAGGUGAUCCGGAUAAUAUUGCUUUAUUUGGAGAAAGUGCUGGAGGACUUUCUGUUAUCGAUCUUGGUGGUGUCAAAGGAUCAGUAAAUCUUUAUCGAACAGUAAUAAGUCAAUCAGGUUUAGGUUCACCUGGUACAUAUACAUCUUAUUAUAAUAUGAGUCAGGCUUUGAAUUAUUCGAAUUCAGUUGUUCAAAAGUUAAAUUGUGCCAAUAAUGAACAAGAUAAAGUACUUUUGUGUUUACGUAAUUAUUCAAUUGAACACUUAUUGACAAUUUAUGGGAAUCGAUAUACAAGACCAAUAAUUGCUAAUUAUUUUUUUCCAAGAUAUCCUCCAUUAGCAAUUGAAAAUGGGAUGUACAAUAAAGAUCUUAGUCUUAUUAUGGGUAAUAAUGAUAAUGAAAUAGCAUGUGCUGUAAAACGUUAUAAGGGUGUUUGUGUACAUACAGCAGAACUUCCUUAUCUUUUUGGAACUGUAAGUGAUUAUCUUUCAGUUGAAGCAGCCAAUUCCAGUUGGGAUAAUUCAUCACGAAUAUUUUCGAAUGAAAUGAUUUCAUAUUGGACUAAAAUAGCUGCUAUAGGAAGACCAUUCAGUCAAUGGCCAAAUUAUGUUCCAUAUACAACAGAAAAUUUCUAUAUAACAUCUGAUCAAGAUUUUUCAACGAUGAUAUGGAAUAGAAAUUGUUUGAUUUUUGAUCAAAGUGAAGAACAAGGAAUGAAAGAAAAUGCAUUAACAUCAAUGAGUUGUUUUUAUCGCCAUAAAGAUUAUUUAUUUCGUAAAAAGACUGAAUGGUCAUUACGUUUUCGUGAUGAGUUUCGAAAAGUACAUGGUUCCAAUAAUCUAGAUAAAAUUCAACGAAAAUAUAGAAUACCAUUGUAUAUUAUUGAUCGUAAUAUUAUUUUUCAUUUACGAAAUGACGGAUUCGAUUUAUAUGUAAAUAUGAAAGGAAAUGUUUAUGAAUUUCGUCGAGAAAUAAAAGCAAGUUGUUACUCAUGUUUUACAUCUAAUCAAAUCAUGUCAGUGAAAAAGUUUAAAAACCUCUCUUCAUUUGGCUUCACCAGUAAUAGAGGUAAAAGAUCGACGGUUACAGUUUUGAACGAAUAUAUAAAUAAUAAUCUUGUUACAAAUGAAACAACAACAGAUACUUCAAUUGGCGCUUCUGAAUCGAUUGUUGUUUCUUCGACCAACAAUCAUGUAUUGCCAAACGACCAACCACCAGCAGCAUUACCAGAAGCUUCAUCAACUUUAGAUUCAAUGGAACUGAAAAAUGAUAUUGGAAAUUAUAUAAAUAAUCGAUUAACAUUGACAGAUGAUUUACGAUAUUUGCUAUUAACUCAACAUUUUAUUCCUGAUGAAAAAUUCAAGUGGCCUUUUAUUGAACGAAAGACAAAUAAUACUGUCGAGAAGCGAUUUUUACGACCAAAUCAUUUAAAUGAUAAUAAACCAUGGCUGGUUUACUCACCAUCGAAGGCUGGUCUUUACUGUGUGACUUGUGCUCUAUUCGCCAAACCAGGCGGUAUCAAUCAGCUUGGUCAAUUUGUUCUUUUACCAUGCCAACAGUAUGGUAAUUUUCGUGCGUUACUUCGCUAUCGAGUUGACGCAGGUGAUUCAGUGUUAGCAAACCAUCUAUGUACAACAAUCAAAACUGCUACAUAUAUUUCGAAAACAACACAAAAUGAAUUAAUUGAAAUUUGUGGUGAUUUAGUUCGAGAAAAAAUAAUUACUGAAGUAAAACAUGCUACAUUCUUUACUGUGAUUGGUGAUGAAACGAUGGAUGUCAGCAACAUUGAACAAUUUACAUUUUGUCUACGAUACGUAUAUGAGGAUAAAGUUCAAGAAAAAUUUAUUAGUUUCGUAUCAGCUGAAGAUCGUACAGGUGAAGGUUUGGCUCGACUAAUUCUUCAAGAAUUAAAAAAUCUUGGUCUUGAUCCAAAUUUCAUGGGAGGCCAGGCAUAUGAUGGAUGUUCGGCGAUGGCAGGACAAUUUAAUGGUACUCAAUUGACAGUAAUGCGAACAAUAUGUCGACAAAUGCAUCAACCGAAUGCACCAGCACAAACACCAGAAGAUUAUUAUCGAAUCAACUUAUUUAUUCCUGUUUUGGAUCACUUCAUUGCAUCUUUGGUUGACCGAUUCGGUGCUCAUCAAUGGUUGGCCUAUAAUGUCUCUGCUCUUAUUCCAUCAAUGAUUGAACAAAAAUCUUUCGAUGAUCUAAAAAAUUCUAUUAAUUUUUAUGAAGCUUAUUUACCAUCACGGAACAUAAUUAAAGAAGAAUUCCAAUUGUACAAACGAAAAUGGACAAAAGAAGCUCCAGAUCAUCGUCCAAACAAUGCUAUUGAUGCUUAUGUUUCUUCAACGUUACCAGUGACAACAGCCACAGGCGAGCGAAACUUUUCAACAUUAAAACUUUUAAAAAUAUAUCUUCGAAGUACUAUGACUGAAAACCGUUUGAAUGGUUUAGCAAUGAAGUAUAUACAUGCAACUGUUAAUAUUGACGUUGAACAAAUUCCUGCAGAUAAAGUCAGUUAUGAGCGUGAUACAAAAGAUGCGACAAAGAGUUAUGCAUUUACUGAUGAUGUGGGCACAAUAUCAACAAAACUUCGUGAUGAAGUAGAUGAAUAA
Molecule: messenger RNA, 2808 nt
Organism: Rotaria sp. Silwood2
Lineage: Eukaryota; Metazoa; Rotifera; Eurotatoria; Philodinida; Philodinidae
Source: the annotation of a GenBank genome assembly